Molecule: messenger RNA, 552 nt
Organism: Echinococcus granulosus
Lineage: Eukaryota; Metazoa; Platyhelminthes; Cestoda; Cyclophyllidea; Taeniidae
Product: Putative zinc finger protein
Exons: 4
Coding region: 1-552 (183 amino acids)
Biological process (GO): regulation of transcription by RNA polymerase II
Cellular component (GO): nucleus
Molecular function (GO): RNA polymerase II transcription regulatory region sequence-specific DNA binding; DNA-binding transcription factor activity, RNA polymerase II-specific
Source: RefSeq, a predicted model, not a curated record
AUGGCCUUGGGCCGUGUCAACAGCCAAAUACCUCCUCAAUACCUUUGCGAAGUACUUUUUAACAUACUGCUACAACGCAAUCGUUGCAAGAUUAACACUUCGCUUUCAAGGGCAGUUAAGGCUCCGAAUCUGUACCUCCUCCGAGUGGCUUGGCCUCUGAGAGAAGAACGCUACCUAAAACGUCAUGUGCAGCGAGUUCACGGAGAGGAACUCACCUGCAAUUUUUGCUACAAGACAUUUGGAUUGCAAAAUCAGCUUGAUCGGCAUCUUAUGGAGUUUCAUGAUGUGUUGUGGCGAUCGACAUCUGCUGACACUAAAAACCCAUAUGGCCUGAUAUAUAAUAAGAAUUGGUAUUUCUUUCUCUUUAAAGAUGGAGUGAUCAAUUACUGCAACGAGUGUGAGAGGCUCUUCUCUAGUGUCACCUCCCUUCGGCGCCACGAUCGAGUUGUGCAUCAAAAAGUGCGUCCACAUGUGUGCGCCCACUGCAAUAAAGCCUUCGGGCAGUCCUCCUCCCUCAAAAUUCACCUUCAGCGAAUGCAUCCAGGCGAGUAA